AUGGCUUCUCCAUCGUUCAAGCGCCUCGUACGCUUCAUCCCAAAGUCCGACUCUCCAACCAUCCUCAUCGGGGAACCAAUCCAAGAAGAUUUGGAUAUCGGUCUCGCCACUCGUGAAGGCAAGAGUAUCACCGUGACAGUCUUCUCUGGAACAUCCGUCCUAUCCCCAGGUGUUCCCACAGACAGAACUGAAUCUGUUGAAAGGAUCUUAUCACCUCUGGCACAAGAGGAAGUGGGCACUAUCCGCUGCAUCGGUUUAAACUAUGUUCAACACGCAAAGGAAGUAAAAAUGGAGAUUCCCACCAUCCCAACGCUCUUCCUCAAACCAAACACAGCCCUAGGCGAUCCCUACCCCUCCCCAACCUAUCUUCCAAAAAUCACCCAAAACGAUGGAAGUGGCGAUUACGAAUCCGAACUAGCAGUCGUCAUCGGCAAACCAGCCAAGAACGUCUCCGAAGAGAACGCCAUGGAAUAUGUGCUGGGUUAUACUGCCGCAAACGAUGUGUCUAGUCGUGUUUCGCAACUCAAUCAGAGCCAGUGGUGUUUUUCUAAGGGCUUUGAUGGGGCUUGUCCUAUUGGACCUGUCUUGGUUUCAACGUCGGCAAUACCGGAUCCUACAAAGUUACAUAUCCGUGGGUUGAAGAACGGCAAGGUUUUGCAAGAUUGUUCUCUAGACGACCUCAUCUUCAGCAUCCCAAAGCUCAUCAGCUUCCUCUCCCAAGGAACAACCCUCCCCGCCGGCACAGUCAUCAUCACAGGUACACCAGCAGGCGUAGGAAUGGGAAAGAACCCCAAAGAGAAUCUUCAGGCUGGCGAUGAAUUUAGAGUUGAGAUUCUGCCACACAUUGGGACUCUGGUCAAUACCUUUGAGAACGAGGAGUGA
Fusarium coffeatum is the source of this 882-nucleotide messenger RNA. RefSeq lists its product as uncharacterized. The record is from RefSeq and is a predicted model, not a curated record. The coding region runs from base 1 to 882 and encodes 293 amino acids. The transcript has 5 exons. NCBI's taxonomy places the organism in Eukaryota, Fungi, Ascomycota, Sordariomycetes, Hypocreales, Nectriaceae. Gene Ontology annotation, molecular function: acetylpyruvate hydrolase activity.